Molecule: messenger RNA, 1367 nt
Organism: Trametes versicolor FP-101664 SS1
Lineage: Eukaryota; Fungi; Basidiomycota; Agaricomycetes; Polyporales; Polyporaceae
Exons: 5
Coding region: 64-1272 (402 amino acids)
Biological process (GO): protein transport
Cellular component (GO): cytoplasm
Source: RefSeq, a predicted model, not a curated record
CGAGGCUCUCCACUAACAUUUCAGUGUGUCGAUCGCGACUUACUCUUGCAUCUGCACGCCAACAUGCCCUCCUCAAACCCCGCCAUCUCCGUUCACCUUGCUCGCACCUUCUUGAUGCCCGGCCACUCGGUCGAGGGUGAAGUCGAACUCAACUUCCAAGAGUUGCAGCAAGACAACAUUCAAGAAGUGCACGUCAAGCUCAGGGGCGUCGUGCGAACGGAGCUUACCGUAAACACCACCACAGACAUCAAGACUGUGCCGUUGGUCCGCGACGAUGCGUCCGUCUGGUCCCAGGGCGGCGCCUAUCCACCACCUGGCUCCAACACCAUACGCAUCCCCUUCCGCUUCCUCCUUCCGCCGGACCUCCCUCCGUCUUUCCACUACAGUCGCUACGGCCGGAAGGGCGCUGUGCGAUAUGCGGUAACUGCUGUCGGUACUCGCCCUAGCACCUUUAGCUUGAACCGUCGUGUGCAUGCUCCUCUCGCCAUUAUACCCAAGGAUUCUCCGCAGGGCGUGGCGCUCAGAGAGAAGCUCUCUCUGAUGGCGGCCACGGGCGCAGAAUGUGAGUGGCGGAAGGAGCGGAAAGAAGAGAAGAUGCGACGCGGACUCUGGGGCGACUACGCCACUGCUCAAGUCGAGUUGCAGAUCCCGAAAGUGGCGGCGUGCCCUCUCUACGUGCCGAUCCCGUUCGUGAUCAAGAUCAAGACGAUCUCUGCGCCUCUCACGCGCGCGAAGGCCGACGCGCACCCCGCAGAUCAGCCUGUCUUUCCUCCAGUGCCCACCUCAUUUAGCGAAGUGCAGUUCAAGCUCCACGAAAAGCUCUUCAUCAAGGCUACCUCGCUCAAAGAGAAGGUCCCCGCGGACGUAGUUCAGUUCAAGCCGCACGCUGAAUCGGAUACUGUGCUCGCGGAAGACGUGCCCCCGCGCACAUGGGUUGCGCUUGACAGCACCGACGAGAAGAAGAGCGGGGAAGUUGAUCCGCACGCUAAGGGUACAUGGGUCCAGGAAGCGACGUUCAAAUCCACUUUCCGGCUGGACUGCCCGCCGACCUUCGCGUUGAACACGCUCACAUGCGAUUACGACCUCACGUUGAAGGUACCCUUUCCGGGUGUUGGAAACGAUGUUUCGCUCUCUAUGCCCAUCGUCAUCACUUCCGGCAUCGAUGUGCCAGUUGUGCGGGACCAACCAGACGCAUCUGGCGCCCCACUGGACUUGCCGCCCUCAUACUGGGACGCAGGCGACAAGGAUUGGGACAUUGACCUCAAGGAUUAAAGCGUGACUUACAUCUCAUAUCCGACAUCGGCGCCAUUAUAUCCUUGAUGAAUGUAAGAUCGGCAACUACCUAUUUAUUGGUUCGGCGUGAUCCA